Molecule: messenger RNA, 618 nt
Organism: Linum tenue
Lineage: Eukaryota; Viridiplantae; Streptophyta; Magnoliopsida; Malpighiales; Linaceae
Source: the annotation of a GenBank genome assembly
AUGAGCUACAUCCCGGGCCUCCCGCCAGGCUUCCGGUUCGACCCAACCGACGACGUCCAGCUAAUUCUCGACUACCUCUGCCCCAAACUCUGCCAAGACCCGAACCGGUUCCACCACCCAAACAACAACGUGGGCUCGGUCCUCGAGUGCGACCUCUACGACGACGAGGAGAAGUGGAAGCACUGGUUCGACCUGACCGGCGAGUCGCGGCUCUACUUCUUCACCCGGCUCAAGAAGAAGAAGGAGGAGAAGGGGCAGCGCGUGGAGCGGAGUUUCGGGCAGAGCGUGUGGAAGUCGCAGAGGGACUACGAGAUACGCAUCGAUCCCGAGGACAAGGAGAGCCUCGUCAUCGGGAAGAAGCGGACAUUCUCGUACAAAGUGAAGACGGCGGAGGAGGACGGCGGCGGUGGGAGUAGUAGGGAGAGUGAGAAUAACGGGUGGGUGAUGCACGAGUUCACGUUAGAUGGGGAUUUGGCAAAGAAGGUUGGUUGUGGUUGUGAUUGUUAUGUUAUUUGUUGUGUAAGGAAGAAAGAAGAGAGGUCAGGCAGUAGUAGUGACGAGCGGCGGGAGAUUGAACUGAUUGACCCUUCCAUGAUUCAGAUGAAUUUCGGUCAAUGA